This is a messenger RNA of Maniola jurtina (meadow brown), 906 nucleotides long. RefSeq lists its product as uncharacterized. NCBI's taxonomy places the organism in Eukaryota, Metazoa, Arthropoda, Insecta, Lepidoptera, Nymphalidae. Bases 1 to 906 code for a protein of 301 amino acids. The record is from RefSeq and is a predicted model, not a curated record. The transcript has a single exon.
AUGGCUGCGCCGAAGGCCACAUUGGACAGUAGCAGUGGAUCCGAGGAUACUGUGAAAUCUGAAGGAGGAGAGGAGCAUAUAACAAUACGCAAAAAACGUGCUCACCGCGUGGUUGCUUCGCCGUCGGAAUACAUAAAAAUCCGGAUACCACCUUUCUGGCCGGAAGAUCCGGAACUAUGGUUCGCCCAAAUAGAAGGCCAGUUUGAGAUUGCAGGAGUGGUGUCUGAAAACACCAAGUUCUUCUACAUCACAAGCAGCCUAAGCAACCAGUAUUCCAAGGAAGUCAAAGACAUAAUUACUUCACCGCCGGAAUCCAACCGAUACACCAAAUUAAAAGAGGAGUUGAUAAAGCGGCUGUCAGCAUCCCGUGAUAGGAAGAUCCAACAACUCCUCAAACAUGAGGAGCUGGGCAACCGGAAGCCAUCCCAGUUUUUACGCCACUUGAUAGGCUUAGCAGGAUCUUCGGUGCCCGAGGACUUCAUCAAAAGCAUCUGGUGCAGCAGACUGCCCGCCAGCAUCCAGACGCUGAUAGCAUCACAGCCAGCAGGAUCUCUCGAGGACCUGGCGGACUUGGCUGACCGCGUAUGUGAUAUCGUCUCGCCAGUACCGCAGGUUUCCACUUCCAGCGCUGCUCCAACAACUUCUGUCCACAGCGUCGAGUCCAUGGCAUUGGAGAUAGCCGAACUGAAGGAAGCAGUCAAAAACUUGACCAUGCAGCUGAAUAGACGAGAUAGACAGCCCCGACGAAGACAAACUGAGCGUUCCACCAGUCGUCGGCGCAACCGCUCUCAAUCAAGCUACAGGAAGUACCCAGCUUGUUGGUACCAUGCCAAGUUCGGGUCGAAUGCGACAAAAUGUGUCAAGCCCUGCAACUUCGCCUCGGAAAACCAACAGAGCGGUCGGUAA